GCAACAAGAACGGGGGCAGCCACUCCAGCAGCAGCCGCUUGCAGAGCAAGAAGCCCCCCAACCUCUCCAUCAUCAUCCCCCCCCGCGAGGCAGAGGAGGAUGGUGCCCGCAAGGAGCCCUCCAAAGUCCCCAUCUACCGAAAGAGCAAGAGCCUGCAGGAGCCCCGCUCGAAGGGAUGCGACAGCUCGGAGCGCCAGCCCGGNNACCAGCUGGGUGACAAGCGCUCCCGUCGUGUGUCCAGGGGCACGGCGGAAUGGUUUGGCAUCAGCAGCGACUGGGAGGGGAAGCGGCAGCAGUGGCAACGCAAGAGCUUGCAGCACUGCAGCAUGAGAUACGGCAAGCUGAAGCCUGCCUACCGCGACAUGGAGCUGCCCAGCCAGGAGGUGCCCUCCUUCCAAGGCACCGAGUCACCCAAGCCUGCCAAGAUGCCCAAGAUCGUGGACCCACUGGCCAGGGGCCGUCCCUUCCGCCAUCCCGAAGAGACCGACCGUCCCCACACACCCCACCACGUCCUGCCCCCGGUCACCCCCGGCGUCGUCUCCUUGGCAUCCUUCAACAGCAUCCGCUCCGGCUACAGCCGCCUGCCGCGCAGGAAGAGGGAGUCUGUUGCCCACAUGAGCUUCAAGGCGGCCGCAGCCCUUCUCCGUGGACGCUCUGUCCUGGAGCCGCUGGCUCCCAAGCAGAGGAGCAACAAGAGGAGCUUCAUGUUCCCCAGCUUCAUGGACGACGACAUGGUGGACGCUGCCGAUACCCUGGACUCGUCCUUCUUCAGCAAGAUGGACAUGCACGACGAGAUGUACUCCAUGCCCGAUGACGUCUUCGAGUCGCCACCUCUAUCAGCCACGUAUUUACGCAUCCACACCGGGGGGGAGGCUACCCAGGUCCCCUGCUGCGGUCAGCACAAUGUCCCCAGCCAUCCCUGCCACGAGGCGCUGGGCACUUUUGGCGUGAUGGGUUUCUCCUCUCUCUGCAGGAGGGAGGGUGUCCAGCUCUCUUUGGCCUCCACUGGUGCCGGCCCGGCUCCCCGGCGGGGCAGGCGCAUUGCUUCCAAAGUGAAGCACUUCGCCUUCGACCGCAAGAAACGCUACUACGGGCUGGGGGUGGUGGGGAAGUGCCUGAACAGGACGUACCGCCGCAGCCUGAGCAGCAUCGUGCAGUCACAGCUGGAGAUCACCGACAGCCACCGGCCCUAUUUCACAUACUGGAUCACCUUUGUCCACAUCCUCAUCACCUUGCUGGUCAUCAGCACCUACGGCAUCGCCCCCAUCGGCUUCGCCCAGCACGUGACGACAGAGUUAGUGCUGAGGAACAAGGGCGUCUACGAGAGCGUCAAGUACAUCCAGCAGGAGAACUUCUGGAUCGGGCCCAGUUCGAUCGACCUGAUCCACCUGGGAGCCAAGUUCUCCCCCUGCAUCCGGAAGGAUCAGCAGGUGGAGCGACUCAUCCAGCGUGAGCGGGACCGGGAGCGCGGCUCUGUCCAGAACGACAACUCGGGCUGCAUCCAGACCCUGCCGCAGGACUGUUCGGAGACGCUGGCGACGUUCAUCAAGUGGCCGGGUACCAACGCGCCGGCCAUGGGCUUGGGUGAGAAGCGGACGUCGGGGGCUGUGUGCCACCAGGACCCCAG
Molecule: messenger RNA, 1627 nt
Organism: Leptosomus discolor (cuckoo roller)
Lineage: Eukaryota; Metazoa; Chordata; Aves; Leptosomiformes; Leptosomidae
Source: RefSeq, a predicted model, not a curated record